AAACAAGCCAUCUCAAAUCACCUUUAAACUUUAUAAAGUGUUUUUGACGUUAGAUGCAAGAGUGAGGAAGGUAAUCACUCAUCCUACAGAACAUUCGUGGAUUAUUUCGGCUGUGCAAGGAAACAACGAAAUUUCAAUGUGGAAUCUUGAAACUGAUUUUCGACAAACGGUUCUAUGGGCGUCGAAGGCACCUCCGCUUAGUCAUUCACAAGGUGGUCACAGUGUAUGUGCAAUGUAUUCUGGGUGCAUUGACCGUUCAGGUUUCCUAUUAGCUGGCGGCACUGACAUGAGGUUGCGUUUUUGGGACUUAAAUACACCCAACGAGUCACAUAUCGCACUGCCUGCAGCUAACGAUGUUACUUCUCCGAAUUCGUUCGCAUAUGAACAACGUUUAAUAGAUGGAACUAAUGUAGUACUAGAAGUCUUAGCCAGUGGUGGUCCUACUCCAUCAUCCGGAGGAAAUAGUGCUGUUAGAACGAGCAAUUCCGAAGAAGGUGGUCAGGGUCCUGAAACUCCACCAUCUGGUCACCAUGACACGAUUUCCGCCGUAGCUAUGUCGAACACGUGUAUCCUUACUGGUAGUACAGAUGGAUUGAUACAAGUUUGGAAAUGAUUGUUUUCUCUUCUGUCAUGACAUGUUCCAAAAUUGCACACGGUGUACAAAUUUUUCUAAUGUAUCACAGAUUUAUUCUGGGAGAAAACAAUUUCGGGUUGGACAUCGAGAUUUUUUAUGGUUGUACUCGCGUGCUACAGUAACUCUGUGAUUUUUAUUUGUACAUAAUAUGUAACACACACACACACGCGCGCGCGCGCA
This is a messenger RNA of Habropoda laboriosa, 814 nucleotides long. RefSeq names its product phosphoinositide 3-kinase regulatory subunit 4-like (gene Vps15). The record is from RefSeq and is a predicted model, not a curated record. Gene Ontology annotation, molecular function: protein binding; protein serine/threonine kinase activity. Gene Ontology annotation, biological process: protein phosphorylation; late endosome to vacuole transport; protein targeting to vacuole. Gene Ontology annotation, cellular component: late endosome; phosphatidylinositol 3-kinase complex, class III, type I; nucleus-vacuole junction. NCBI's taxonomy places the organism in Eukaryota, Metazoa, Arthropoda, Insecta, Hymenoptera, Apidae. Bases 137 to 613 code for a protein of 158 amino acids. The transcript has 2 exons.